UGGAUCGACUUUCUCGCGCGAAACAUGUUUAAUUGUGUCGUUGAGGGGGUGUUGGUGGGAAUGGUUCGUGAAUAUCUGUGUAUCAAAAAAGUACGUAUUUAUUUCAGGCGCUGCUAAUACUUUGUUUAAUAAUGGGACGUAAGUCUGCGAAGAGUAAGGAGAAGAGGCAACAACGUAAAGAGGAAAUUGCUCGAAUAUCUGCUUCGCAAGCACUUGUGAACAGAGCAAAUAAUCAAGAGGACCCAAUGGCACCAUUUUCUGUGUUCAGAAAAUUUGAAAAGAAUGGCCUUACUGUCACGCUUGAAUGCAAAUUAUGUGGUUCCCUAGAUGUUGUUACAAUGGACUGGAUUUUUGAGCUUGAAAAGAGGAACAUGAAAGAUUUGUAUGAACAAUGUGAGUGGGGUUGGAAUGAUAAGGUAAAGAAGGAAGAGAUGACAGAUGACAGAGCAUGGUAUCUUAUAGCACGAACUCCCGAACCAGAAUUGAAACCAGUUGCAUUUUCACAUUUUCGAUUUGAUAUGGACUAUGGAGAUGAAGUUCUUUAUUGCUAUGAACUGCAGUUAGAGGAAGAGGUACGCAGGAAAGGGUUGGGUAAGUUCAUGAUGCAAGUCCAGGAACUGAUUGGAUUUUCUGCAAAUAUGAAGAAAGUUGUUCUUACGGUACUAAAAGGCAAUCCUGAUGCAAAGGCUUUCUUUACUGCUCUCAAGUAUACAAUGGAUGAAACGUCCCCAGAAGAUAAUGUACUUGAACACUAUCCUUAUGAGAUACUCAGCAAAAUGAACAAAAAUCUGCCCUCUUCUAGAUAACUAUGGUCAAGACAUCAAGUGUUGAUUACUAUAAAUUGUGUUCUAAGAUUGUUGAUGAAUAGGGAGGUGUAUUAAUAGUUCAAAGCUUCACAUAAGCUUGCUAUCUAUUGUUUCAUUAUAUAUCAGCAUUUUAUUGAAGUAUGGUAGUGAAUUUUAAAUCAUGAAGAUAUGCGACUUAAAAAUUAGGACAUGUGUUACAUUGCAGUAGAAGACAUUUCACAGGAGAAUAUCAGCUGUUAAUGAAUCAGACUGUUGAACAGUAAUGAAUGUGGAUUGAUUGUACAAGUCUUUAACUAUGCGUUAAACCAAUAGAAAUAAAAUGUAACACUGAUGGAUCACUUGUGUGGAAUUGGUAUAGUAGGAGACCCAUACUGUAAUUUGAAUUUUCAACAAAUAUGACCAGCACCUUUGGUGCAGGGUCUUGUGAAAUCGAUAGUCAGCUGCUGAAGAAAUAUCCUGCAUUUAUAGGAAGUGAGUUUGUUGCUGUAUUAAUGAUUGUAUAUCUUAUUUCUGCUGCUGUAACUGAAGUAUUAAGGGAGGUUUUUACUUUUUUGAUGUGAUUACCCAGAAAUUCGCAUUAGUAUUGCCAAAUUUAGCAUUAUCAGGAAGUAUCUCACCCUCAUAUUUUAAUCUUGCAUGAAAUGUAUUAUAAAUUUAAUGAAUAACUCAUUUUCACAUGUAAGAUGCCAACAGAAAAUUAAAGACUGUAUUUGUUUUUGUUCUGGGAUGCAUUAUAUAUUAAAUUUUUAAAUACAUCCUGUACAAGUAUUUGUGUCGGGCACACUGAAAGAAUGAAUGGAUUUUGUUAAGUGUGUAUUGGAUUUAAAUUGUAUUUUUAGAGUUGCGUGUUACUGAAUAAACCUAUAGAUUAAAAUAUUCAGUUAAGUGAUUGAUGUUGAUGUUUUACAAAUAUCCUGUAUUAAUAAACACUUCUCGUAAGUGAAAUGCACCAUUAGUGUAUUUAUAUCAUAAGAAAUUAUGCUCUGUAAGGAAUUUAAAGGUUAAGUUCUUAUUCAUGUAAUGAACAGAUGAAUGAAUGCAUGAAAAGUAAGUAGAUGCAAAUAUGUACUGGUCCAAAAUAAAAUUUGGCUCCUCUUGUCAUUGCAGUGUAAUGAAAUAACAGUGCAGAGCUACUGGUUAUUAUUAAGUCUGUUAAGUACUGCUAUUGUGUUCUUAAUAGCAGAGGAUUUUUUGUACAAAAGUACAUUUACAAAUAAAAAUUGGUGUAAUUUUAACCAACCCA
Molecule: messenger RNA, 2049 nt
Organism: Cryptotermes secundus
Lineage: Eukaryota; Metazoa; Arthropoda; Insecta; Blattodea; Kalotermitidae
Gene: Naa40
Product: N-alpha-acetyltransferase 40
Exons: 1
Coding region: 132-806 (224 amino acids)
Cellular component (GO): nucleus
Molecular function (GO): histone H4 acetyltransferase activity; histone H2A acetyltransferase activity; protein N-terminal-serine acetyltransferase activity
Source: RefSeq, a predicted model, not a curated record